Molecule: messenger RNA, 3069 nt
Organism: Diospyros lotus (date-plum)
Lineage: Eukaryota; Viridiplantae; Streptophyta; Magnoliopsida; Ericales; Ebenaceae
Product: transcription factor bHLH30-like
Exons: 2
Coding region: 942-1949 (335 amino acids)
Biological process (GO): regulation of DNA-templated transcription
Molecular function (GO): protein dimerization activity; DNA-binding transcription factor activity
Source: RefSeq, a predicted model, not a curated record
AGGCCAUGAGAACGUGGGGGCUUGACCGAGGAGGUACCAAAUACAAAGCAAACCUAGAAAGCCCUUUUAUCAUGAUGCAACACUUGUGUACUCUCUCUCUCUCUGGCUGGGCUGCUUUAUUAAUAUUGUCUUUGGUCGGUCGACAAUCUGUGAGUUGUGUGUUCACUGUGUUGUGUUGUGUUUGUGUUUCCUGCCCCCCCGCCCCUCUCUCUCUCUCUCUCUCUCUCUUCUGCUGCCGCACCGUCACUAGCAGAGCAAUGAUACACAUUGGACCAAUCAGAAAGCAACUAUAUUCUAAUAUUCUUUAGUUUUUUUAUGUGAGAUACCCAGUCUUCUGAUAGCAAAAGAAAGAAAUGGAUAGUGAGAGAGAGAGAUAGAGAGAGAGAGAGGGUGAAAUGCCGUAAGAAGAAAGGAAAGGAAAGGUGUGUGACCAACAACAGUACUUCCACACCUCUAUAUAUUAGGGGGUGGGGUGGAAAAACCAAAAAGAUGCACAAGGCCAAAAGGAAAGCUUUGCUCAAGCUCAGGAUAAAAAGGGUUCCGCCUCAUCUCCCCCACAAAGCCUGUGCCAGAAAACCCAACUCAUAUAUAUAUAUAUAUAUACAGAGAGAGAGAGAGAGAGAGAGAGAGAGAGAGAAAUUAGCAGGAAAGACCAAAGACCCUUUCUUUCUUCAUCCCUAAUCAAAUCAAGCCGUGUCUUUACUUCCUUUUCCCUUCUCUUCCUUAAUAUCCCUUUUGGCCCCCUUCCCCCAGAGCCAGUCCAAUUGAUCUUUGAUCAUUUUCUUUAUAUUCUCCCUUUUCGUCUUUAUCUGAUGGAAAGUCGAGAGAUGAUUAGGGAACAACCCUAAAGUCCCUGAAUUCCCAACUUGUUUUCUUGAUUCACACAUACAUAUAUAAAGAUAUAUAUACAUAUACACAGUGAAGCCAACAGGUAUAUAGCCAUGGAUAUGAUGUGUGGGAAAAAGGAAGAAGAACAAGGCGACUGCUCCCAGAGUAUUCACAACAUGCAAACUUACCAAGAGCAAUUCUUCCUCCAUCAACAGAUGCAACACCAAAACAGUACCGAUGCGUUUAUAAACGGAGCUAGGUCAAGUUUGAUCUUCCCCGAUGUCUCUCCAAUCCUCCCAUGGUCCCUCCCGCCGGUUCACUUGAACCCGGUUCGCGACAACGACCCGUUUAUCGUCCCUCCAGCACCGUCGCCGUACGGCGGUUUAUUCAACAGAAGAUCGCCGGCUCUGCAAUUUGCCUACGAUGGUUCAUCGUCGGACCACCUCCGGCUCAUAUCGGACGCGCUCGGCCAGGUGGCUCAGCCGGGCUCUGCGCCGUUCGGCCUCCAGGCAGAGCUGGGUAAAAUGACGGCUCAAGAGAUCAUGGAUGCCAAAGCCCUUGCGGCUUCCAAGAGCCACAGUGAAGCCGAGAGGAGACGGAGGGAGCGAAUCAACAACCACCUUGCCAAGCUCCGCAGCUUACUCCCCAGCACCACCAAAACGGACAAAGCUUCAUUGCUGGCUGAAGUGAUACAACAUGUGAAGGAACUUAAACGCCAAACUUCUCUGAUUGCGGAGACGAGUGUGGUGCCUACUGAGGUUGAUGAACUAACCGUAGAUGCAUCGGACGAAGAUGGCAGGUUUGUGAUCAAAGCUUCACUGUGCUGUGAAGACAGGUCCGAUCUCUUGCCGGACCUCAUUAAGACAUUGAAAGCUUUGAGACUCAGAACGCUGAAAGCUGAGAUUACAACUCUGGGUGGACGGGUAAGGAAUGUCCUGCUUAUUACCGGCGAAGAAGAAUCCGGCGGCGGUGGAGACCAGCAGCAGCAGCAAUACUCUAUAAGUUCGAUCCAGGAAGCUUUGAAAGCAGUAAUGGAGAAGACAAAUGGGGACGAGUCUUCUUCGGGGAGUGUUAAGAGACAAAGAACCAAUGUGAAUAUCCUUGAUCAUAGGUCUCUUUGAACAAGAUUUUCACUAUAUGUUCACUCUUAUUUCCCCCUUCUUUUUGUGUGCCUUUUGUUUGGUUUCCUUUUCUUUGGGUGUGUCUUGCGCAUUUUCAUCUUCAAAAAACUAGGAUGGUGGUGUCAUUAUGUUUUCUUCAUUACUCCUGCAUGGACUCCCGACCGGUCGAUCAGCCAUGGCUUGAAAGUAGUGCUCCGGUGAGUUCCUCUUUCCUUACUUGAUCUCUACUCACCUUCGCAAAUGCUUAUGGUCUUUCCCCUUGUUAAUUUAUGAAGAAAAAAGAAAAGGGAAAAACCAUUUAGAGAGAGAGGGAGUGGAUUGCUCGUGGUUGUUGGGCAUUCCAAUUUCCUUGUGUUUGGUUUGGUUGUACACAAUGCUAGUUGCGGAGAGAGAGUCUGAUUGGUUCGUUAGGAGGAAAGGAACAGUGUAGGGAUCUUUUUCGUGAGGAGAGAAACCUUAGAUCAAGUCCCAACAUAGAAAAUGUUGGACUUUGAUUGCUUGGAGCUAUAUAGUCCGGUUUUGAAGCAAACAAGCAGUUUGGAGUUUUGUUUCAUAUAGUGACAUUUGUUAUCUCCAUCUCUCGUCAUCAGUGAGUAGCAUUUAUGAUCAUAAGCAUGGUGACGAUAUACUUGUCGUCAUCUCUAUGCAAGCAAUGCGUUGGCCGGCCCCACACUCACCAUCUCCACCAUCAUCUCCUCCGCCUGCAGUUGUUUGGUCAUCAGGCUUCCAGCUGAAUCUCUGGUCUCUCCAUUGUGCGGAAAGCAAAAGGGAAAAAACAGCCUCGAAGAAGCAUGCAACUAAUAAGUCAGAAGAGCUAGCAGCCAGUGAUGGAGUCCUCAAUGUGGGAAAUAUAUAUAUAUAUAUAUAUAUGUAUGUAUGUAUGUACACAGGCUACGUAAUGUGGCCCAGCCCCCCUUUUUUUGUUGUGAUAUUUCCCUUUUUAUUUUCCUUACCGUGGAAGUGUAUUGGUCUGCAGUACUACACCACUAGUUUUCUCUGGUGCGGUUUAUGAAUUAUACAUUCUAGAUUACAUAAUAUAUAUUGUGCUCGGCUUAGGGUUUGAUCUGGGAACUGCCAACUCUUUUUAGUAUAUAUAAACUGUUGGAAAAAAAAUUAUACC